Molecule: messenger RNA, 2137 nt
Organism: Nicotiana attenuata
Lineage: Eukaryota; Viridiplantae; Streptophyta; Magnoliopsida; Solanales; Solanaceae
Product: serine/threonine-protein kinase AtPK1/AtPK6-like
Exons: 7
Coding region: 406-1812 (468 amino acids)
Biological process (GO): protein phosphorylation
Molecular function (GO): protein serine/threonine kinase activity; ATP binding
Source: RefSeq, a predicted model, not a curated record
ACCCAAGUUAAAUUACAGUUCAAAGUUGGUUAUAAGCGGCCACGCGACCUUCAUCAUAUAUCUUCUCUCUUUCCAUUCCUUCCGCAAUUUCAUUCAGGGGUCUUAGGCACAAUAAACACCUCGUAGUUUGCAUGUUCUUCAUGAAUUCGAGAAGUACUGCUGCAGCCACUCUUUCCUGUAAAGCGGGAAACGAGAGCAGCUCCUUUUUCUGGAUUCUAGUCUGCCUCUUCCCCAGAUUUUUUGGAGCACUUGUUGCAUUUGAGAACUUCCUUCUUUUCAAGGCUAUCGUGAGGUGUCCUUCAUCCAUUUUCAUUUCGGACCUUCAAGGGUAGUUCUCUUGUAGCCGUGCAGAAGUAGGGGUUGAUCUGCUAUACUCCCUCCCUCCUUGGGUAACUUCAGGUAAAAAUGGUUUCCGCUCAAAUUUCGCAACCAACUGGGAAGCCUAUCCACAACCACGUGCUGCUCCCAUUGCAACACCCCAAUGUCAUAUCACUGGAUGAUGUUGAUUCGGAUUUCUCCGACAUAUUUGGUCCAGCUCCAGCUCAAGUUUUGAGCUCUGAGAAUGUUGCAAUGUCAGAAACAAAUGGAUUCAUAUAUGAAGAACCACCUGUAAUUUAUAGCCGCUCCCAUUCCUUUGUCGGUCCAACAAACUAUGUCAGUCAGUCAUUGAAGCUUAGCAAACUUACACACUGUGAGAAUGAGCACUUGCUGGAGGUUGUGGAGGGAGAUAAUGGAGAGACCAAAGAUCAUCUUGAGGAAGCUACUCUUGAGACCGCUGUUACUGGUAAAUCUGGAGUUCAUGCUGAUGUUAGUAUCCCAAGGUCUGUGGGACUUGAUGAUUUUGAAGUCUUAAAAGUUGUUGGGCAAGGUGCAUUUGCAAAAGUAUAUCAGGUGAGGAAAAUUGGGACUUCUGAAAUUCUUGCAAUGAAGGUUAUGCGGAAGGAUAAGAUUCUAGAGAAAGAUCAUGCUGAGUACAUGAAAACAGAGAGGGAUAUAUUGACAAAAAUAGAUCAUCCAUUUGUUGUGCGGCUCAGAUACUCUUUCCAGACCAAACACAGACUAUACCUUGUGCUUGACUUUAUUAACGGGGGACACCUUUUCUUUCAACUCCAUAGGCAAGGGCUAUUCAGGGAGGAUUUGGCGCGCAUCUACACUGCUGAGAUUGUUUCAGCUGUUUCUCACCUCCAUUCUAGUGGCAUAAUGCACCGGGAUCUUAAACCAGAAAAUAUCCUUUUGGAUGCUGAUGGUCAUGUAUUACUGACUGAUUUUGGCCUUGCCAAGCAAUUCGAUGAGAACACGAGAUCCAACUCUUUGUGCGGAACAAUCGAAUAUAUGGCACCUGAAAUUGUUCUUGGUAAAGGUCAUGACAAGGCUGCAGACUGGUGGAGCGUGGGAGUUCUAUUGUACGAGAUGCUGACGGGAAAGCCUCCAUUUGUUGGUGGGAACCGACAGAAAGUUCAACAGAAGAUUAUCAAGGACAAGAUUAAGCUGCCAGCAUUUUUGUCUAGCGAUGCACAUUCAUUGUUGAAAGGGCUGCUACACAAGGAGGCAAGCAAGCGCCUUGGGAGUGGAUUAAGAGGUUAUGAUGAGAUAAAGAGUCACAAAUGGUUCAGGUCUAUCAAUUGGAAGAAGUUAGAUGCUCGAGAAAUUCAACCAAGUUUCUGUCCCCAAGUAUUGGGGAAGCUGUGUGUUGCCAAUUUUGAGGAGCAAUGGACCAGCAUGCCUUUACUAGAUUCUCCUGCUGCUAGUCCAAAAUCUGGUGAGAACCCAUUCAAGGGUUUCAGUUACGUGAGGCCUGCAGUUGAAGAAUAAAUCAUCUAAGCUAGUUGUCUCUCUUAGUCCUAUUAUGGUUUCCAAGGCGUUGGAUGUUUUCUUUAAUUCCCCUGCUAUUUAUUUCUUGACUAUGUUGUACAUCGGCCAAGGCUAUGAGGAAUGUGCUCAUAUGCUGUUCUAACAUUGCAAUGGAUAUUUAAGUAUAUUUGCUUGUACAAGAACCCUACCAGGAUUUAAAACUCUAUGUUUAUCAUCUACCUUUCUGCAACACCAGUAAGUAUUGCGUAAGAAGUGUGUAUAUUUUAAUUUACUUGGCUGGUAUGUAUAUAAAUGAAUGACAUCAAUAAUGAAGUGUGUUUUGCAA